AAACACUUGUGUUUGUUUGGAGUAUACAGUAUAGUAUGCCCCCACAUGAGUCAGUGAGAGACAGAAGUUUUAUGCAGCUUUCAUUCACUCAGCACUGCCCAUUUCUCGUGACUGAGUGAAAAAGCCUAUACACUCACUCACUACAUGGGAAGAGGAGAGGAGUUUCCUUUCCUUCUCAACACUCUCACUCUCACACCCUCAAAUCUCUUUCCUCUCUCUCUCUCUCUCUCUCUCUUUCUCUCUAUUGGGACUUUGUGACACAACAAAACACCUGAUCCAUCCGUGAACAACUUUACUAAAAACCAUUCAUUCUACUCUUCUCUCUCUCUCAACAACGAAGACCUUUUACUCCAACAUACUCACUUUCUCAUUUGCUUCUCUUCUAUCUCUCUUUUGUUGUUACAAAGGCUGAACGAUUCUAAAGAUUUUUUUACCUUUAACCAAGUGAUGGAAGCAGAAGCAAAAUAAAGAAAAGGGGUGAAGGAAAAAAGUAUGACUUUUUUAGUGAAAAGAACAAGACGCAAAAUUGUUGGUUUGUGAUUACAUAGUUUAGUAGAUUUUUUUAUCACAGAUUUGGGAGAAGAACAGUGUUGAGUUGAGUGGAGUAGAAUUACCAACACUUCAAGAGAGAGAGAGAAAGAGAAGGGAGUAGUGUACAGAGAUGGAGAUUAUGGGCUUGUUGUAUGUUGUGUUAGGUUGGUAUCUUUCAAAUGGUGUUUUUGUGUGUGCUGAGUUCAAGGACCAAGCUAUAUUACAUGCAAUUAAUCAAGAGCUUAGAGUUCCUGAAUGGAGUGAUGCAAAAAUUUCAGAUUACUGCACUUGGCAAGGGGUAAGUUGUGGCAAUCAUUCAAUGGUGGAGAAGCUUGAUCUUGCUCACAAGAAUCUUAAAGGUAAUGUGACUUUAAUGUCUGAACUCAAAAGUUUGAAGCUACUUGAUCUUUCAAAUAAUAACUUUGGUGGAUUGAUUCCUCCUUCUUUUGGAACUUUAUCUGAGCUUGAAGUUCUAGAUUUGUCUUCUAAUAAGUUUGAAGGUUCAAUUCCAUCACAGUUUGGUGGUCUCACAAGUCUAAAAUCAUUGAACCUUUCUAAUAAUUUGCUUGUUGGUGAGUUACCAAUGGAACUUCAUGGCUUAGAGAAAUUGCAAGACUUGCAACUUUCUAGUAAUCAAUUGAGUGGUUUUAUACCUUCUUGGGUUAGUAAUCUGACCAAUUUGAGAGUUUUUUCGGCUUAUGAGAAUAGUUUAGACGGCAGGAUUCCGAAUGAUUUAGGCUUGAUUCGUGAACUUCAAAUACUAAACCUUCAUUCUAACCAACUUGAAGGUCCAAUACCAGCAAGUAUUUUUGCUUCAGGAAAGUUAGAAGUUCUGGUUCUCACUCAGAAUAAUUUUAGUGGUGAUUUACCUGAGGAAAUUGGGAAUUGUCAUGCCCUUUCAAGCAUUAGAAUUGGAAACAAUCAUCUUGUAGGUACUAUUCCUAAGACCAUUGGAAAUCUCAGUAGCCUAACAUACUUUGAAGCUGAUAAUAAUAAUCUUUCUGGUGAGGUAGCGUCGGAAUUUGCUCGGUGUUCUAAUCUCACCCUCUUGAAUUUAGCUUCGAAUGGAUUUUCUGGGACUAUUCCGCAAGAAUUUGGACAACUUAUGAACCUUCAGGAAUUGAUUUUGUCUGGAAAUAGCUUAUUCGGUGAUAUUCCAAAAUCAAUUCUCAGUUGCAAAAGUCUUAACAAGCUUGAUAUUAGCAACAACAGAUUCAAUGGAACGAUACCAAAUGAAAUCUGCAAUAUUUCUCGGCUGCAAUACUUGUUGUUGAAUCUGAAUUCCAUAAGAGGGGAGAUCCCUCAUGAAAUUGGAAAUUGUGCAAAGCUUCUUCAGUUACAAUUGGGAAGUAAUUAUUUGACCGGAACUAUCCCUCCUGAGAUCGGUCGCAUCAGGAACUUACAGAUAGCUUUAAAUUUGAGCUUCAAUCAUCUCCAUGGACCACUGCCAACAGAAUUGGGAAAACUCGACAAACUUGUUUCUCUCGAUGUUUCAAACAAUCGGCUCUCAGGUAAUAUCCCGGCUGAGCUUAAGGGAAUGUUGAGCUUGAUCGAGGUGAACUUCUCGAACAAUCUGUUUGGAGGUCCUAUACCAACAUUUGUACCGUUUCAGAAGAGUCCUAGUUCAAGUUUUUUCAGCAAUGAAGGGCUUUGUGGAGAGCCAUUGAAUUCUUCAUGUGGAGAUCUUUAUGAUGAUCACAGUAAUUACCAUCACAAGGUUUCUUACAGAAUCAUACUGGCUGUAAUUGGUUCUGGUUUAGCAGUUUUUACGUCGGUAACUGUAGUUGUCUUGCUGUUUAUGAUCAGAGAGAGGCAAGAAAAAGCAGCCAAAGAGGCUGCUGGGAUGGUUGAUGAUGCAACCGAUGAUAAACCAACUAUAAUAGCAGGAACAGUUUUCGUUGAUAAUUUAAAACAAGCAGUGGACCUUGAUGCUGUUGUUAACGCAACACUGAAAGAUUCGAAUAAGCUCAGCAGCGGAACUUUCAGCGCAGUUUACAAAGCAACCAUGCCUUCUGGUGUGAUCUUAUCAGUUAGGAGACUGAAGUCUGUGGACAAGACAAUAAUCCACCAUCAGAACAAGAUGAUUAGAGAACUUGAAAGGCUAAGCAAAGUUUGUCAUGAGAAUCUAGUGCGGCCGAUCGGAUAUGUCAUUUACGAAGAUGUUGCUCUUCUCUUGCAUAAUUAUUUUCCAAACGGAACAUUGUCUCAGCUUCUUCAUGAAUCUACCAAGCAACCUGACUAUCAGCCUGACUGGUCAGCUAGGCUAUCGAUUGCCAUUGGUGUGGCAGAAGGCUUGGCUUUCCUUCAUCAUGUCACGAUUAUCCAUCUUGACAUUUCUUCUGGCAAUGUUCUUUUGGAUUCAAACUUCAAGCCAUUGGUUGGAGAAAUUGAGAUUUCGAAACUUCUUGAUCCAACCAAAGGCACCGGAAGUAUUAGUGCAGUUGCCGGUUCGUUCGGUUACAUACCUCCAGAAUAUGCAUACACCAUGCAAGUGACAGCACCAGGAAAUGUUUACAGCUAUGGCGUUGUUUUGUUGGAAAUCCUUACAACUCGACAACCUGUUGAAGAAGAUUUUGGCGAAGGCGUAGAUUUGGUCAAGUGGGUUCAUAGUGCUCCUUUAAGAGGAGAAACUCCAGAGCAGAUACUUGAUGCAAGGCUUAGUACAGUUUCCUUUGGUUGGAGGAAAGAAAUGCUUGCUGCUCUAAAAGUUGCAUUGCUUUGCACUGACAACACACCAGCCAAACGACCAAAAAUGAAGAAUGUCGUAGAAAUGCUUCGGGAGAUCAAGUAAAAUCAAAGUAUGUGUGAACUUGUCAUGGAUAUUGAGGAACUGAUGUAUUACAAGUUACAACUUUUAAAUAGUAGUCUUGUAUAUUACAUGGUGAAAGAAUUGAUAGAUCUUCACCUUUCUAGUUUGUCCAAAAUUAAGGAUUAGUUGUGAAAUGUGAGCUUAUCUAUAUGAGUUGGACACUAUAAUUAGGUUGGAGGGAGCAUACAUAUUCAAAGAAAGACCUUCUUGAUACAUGAUACACCAGUUCCUAUUGAGUAUGAUCUAGUCCUAAGUUUCCAUGUUUUGUAUUUUAAUUUAUUUGGGAGAUGAAUUAAUUCAGAUGUCAAUUAGUGUGUUAAAUAACUCCCAUUGAAAUUGAAAUUUCUAGUUUAUUUUUGUUGGGAUCACAGACUAUACAUUUGAUGUGUCUGUCCAUCCAUGGUGUACUUCCUAGUUCUGCUGGAUAUAUAUGUUACUUUUAGA
Cicer arietinum (chickpea) is the source of this 3784-nucleotide messenger RNA. Its product is annotated as leucine-rich repeat receptor-like tyrosine-protein kinase PXC3. Gene Ontology annotation, molecular function: receptor serine/threonine kinase binding; ATP binding; protein kinase activity. The record is from RefSeq and is a predicted model, not a curated record. Gene Ontology annotation, biological process: protein phosphorylation. NCBI's taxonomy places the organism in Eukaryota, Viridiplantae, Streptophyta, Magnoliopsida, Fabales, Fabaceae.